AUGAUAUCAAUAAGUAUCCUAAUUACAUUAUUAUCGAAUUCACCGUGCUUUGGAGUUCGUGACGUCAGUGCUGCCUGCUCUGAGUCAUGUGUGCUGUUGACCAAUGACAGUCUGGCCUGUGACGAGUUCAGUUCGGCGGACUUGCUAAUGUGUAAUGCAUUGUAUCCGGAGAUAAAGUAUCUUCAUUUGAACUGGUAUGAACUCUCCAACGAUGAUGAUUACAAACGAAAGUCCGUUUACAAAUUCAAAAAGUUGACCGACAUAUUCUUAGAGCCAGGCGGCCUGGCUCGCGAGGUGAUGGCGGGCCAUAAAAUCGUGCAGGACCAUGACUGGAGGUUAUUUGAUGCCAUGGAAUUGUACAGAGCGAUUAAAGUUCACCUCUACAUGAGACUUCUCGAAGGCAAUUGCUGCACAAGAUUGGACAACGUUAACGUUUUGAGGACAAUACUCAAGAAAGAAGACGUCGAAUCUCUUUUUGGUAACUGUCCCAAGGAAGCGUUAGAAAAUUGUUUGGAAACAAACAGCUUUGAUGAUCAGCCAAAAAUAGAAAAAAUGUUAAAUAAAGCUCUCAAAAACCAUUCUAUGUUUAUAAAGUUUUGCAAGAGUGGAAGAGAAACUGUGCUGAAGAGAGUAAAAAGGAACAGAAAAUCAAAAUUUGACGAUGAGCCAUUUCAAAGAGAUAUUAGAGAUCCGAAAUCUGAAAUAGUUACUAAAGGAAGCGCCGCAGAGGAUGCACUCCGUCACCAACUUCUCAUCUACCAGAUCCUCUCAAUCGUUUCACUUUCGGUUCUUCUGAUCACUUACAUCGUCCUGGCUGUUUACUAUGGUGUGACGAGGUCCACUAAAGUUUCUUACAACGACAGCAACAGAAAGGACAAUGCUAACGAACACCACAAACUGAUAAACAGUGAUGUCGCACUGCCAGAAGUUAUAAAAUCCGAGGAAGCGAGUGAUGCGAACAACAUCAGCGAGACGUUGAAGCUUGAGCUGGAUAACCAAAAAUCGUCAUCUUCAAGUGAAUCUAAAGUUGGAAAACUCCUGAGACUGCUCAGUUUUAAGAUAAAAAGUAACUCUAACAACAAUCGAGACGAGGAGGAGAAACAAAAACUGAUCCAAGAUCAAUUGACGGCAUCGUCUAAAAAGUUGGAAAUCAAUAACAACAGCAACAAUACUUCCAGUGAAGAUGAUAGAGCGAAGGAUGAUUUGGCCGAUGUAGCUAAGACUGAUGACGGCGACGAUUACGGUGAUGAUGUGUUCGGUGUUUUGAAUGAUAAAGAGGAAAAAGAGGUGAUGAAAUACUUGAUAGAGCAACUUAGUGCAAAAAAUAAAAACCGUUAA
This is a messenger RNA of Helobdella robusta, 1338 nucleotides long. RefSeq lists its product as hypothetical. NCBI's taxonomy places the organism in Eukaryota, Metazoa, Annelida, Clitellata, Rhynchobdellida, Glossiphoniidae. The transcript has 2 exons. Bases 1 to 1338 code for a protein of 445 amino acids. The record is from RefSeq and is a predicted model, not a curated record.